CGGCCAGCUCGCGGGUGCCCCGGGGGCCCGACGCCCGGCUAGGCUUCCCCUCGCGCUCCCGCUACCCACAAGCCCCCGCGCCUGGGCGCGCAGGCGCAGCGGCGACGGCCGUCUCAGGAAGAGGAAAAUGGAAUAAACAACUCGGAGGAACUAGAGCGCGAGGGAGCGAGUGGAGGCAGAAUUUAAAAAUAAACCGGCCCCUCCGCCCUCCCCGCCCGUUCGCCGCCGCCGCUCCCCCUACCCCAGCCCGCGCCCUCGAAGUCCCCGUCUGGGCCCGCGCGCCCACCCCGUCGUCCCGCGCGGCCCCUUUAAGAAAAGAGAACGAGCGAGUGAGUGAGAGAGAAUCCCAACUCUCCCCCUUCCUCCCCUCUCCCCUCCCCCCUCUCCCCGGGCGGCUCCGGCUCCCGCAGCGGGACAGACCCACCCGCUCAGGCUUUUCUCCGGCACCGGCAGCGUCUUCCUUCCCUCCCCGGUCUAUGGUGGCGGCGGCUCCUCGGGCGGCAGCGGAAGACGAGGCUGCGGCGUUGCCAUGAACAGUGGCGGCGGCCUCCCGCCCCCCUCGGCCGCCGCCUCCUCUUCCUCCUCCUCGCUGGCGGCGGCAGUGGCGGUGGUGGCCCCGCCGGGGGUCGGAGGUGUCCCCGGCGGGGCGGCGGCGGGAGUGAAGCUCAAGUACUGCCGCUACUACGCCAAGGAUAAGACGUGCUUCUACGGGGAGGAGUGUCAGUUCCUGCAUGAGGACCCGGCCGCCGGAGCUGCCCCGGGCCUCGGCCUCCAUAGCAACAGCGUCCCCCUGGCUCUGGCGGGCGCGCCCGUGGCCGGCUUUCCGCCUGGAGCGGUCCCGGGCGGGGGAGCCGGGCCGCCCCCCGGGCCCAAGAAGCCGGACCUGGGGGGCCCGGGGGCAGGAGCGGCGGUCGGCGGCGGAGGCGGCAGCGGGGUCCUCGACGGACCGCGGCUGGCAAUUCCUGGAAUAGAUGGAGGAGCUUUAACUGAUUCGAGUCUCACAGAUUCCUAUUUCAGCACCAGCUUUAUUGGAGUUAAUGGAUUUGGAAGCCCCGUAGAAACAAAGUAUCCCUUGAUGCAGAGAAUGACUAAUAGUAGCAGCUCCCCAAGCCUUUUAAAUGACAGUGCCAAGCCAUAUGCAGGCCAUGAUCCUCUAAUUUCACCUGCUUCAUCCUUGUUUAAUGACUUUGGUGCCCUCAACAUCUCUCAGAGAAGAAAGCCAAGGAAGUGUCGCCUGGGGAUGCUGGAGGAGAGGCUAGUUCCGAUGGGAUCAAAGGCACGAAAAGCAAAGAACCCUAUUGGCUGCCUUGCUGACAGGUGUAAAUCAGGAGUACCCAUCAAUAUGGUUUGGUGGAACAGAGUCACAGAAAACAAUUUACAGACACCAAAUCCUACUGCAAGCGAGUUUAUUCCUAAAGGAGGAUCAGCCUCCAGGCUGAGUAACGUGUCCCAGUCACAUAUGUCUGCCUUCUCUCAAGUGUUCUCUCACCCGUCCCUGGGAACUCCUGCUGCUGCUGCAUUAGCACCAGGAAUGUCACUGUCUGCUGGGUCUUCCCCGCUUCAUUCCCCUAAGAUCACUCCACACACGUCCCCUGCUCCCAGGAGAAGAAGUCACACUCCAAAUCCAGCAAGUUACAUGGUGCCUUCCAGUGCCUCUACACCUGUUAACCAUCCGGUUCCCCAGACUCCGUCCUCCGGCCAGGUCAUCCAGAAGGAGACCGUUGGCGGGACCACCUACUUCUACACGGACUCGACCCCGGCCCCUGUGGGCUCAGCGAGAUCUUUCAAAAAUUAUCACAGAACAGCUUGCCGAACAGAAGGUCAAAUAAUUGAGGUAUUUCCAAACUAUCAUAUUUAUCCCCCAACUGCACCUCACGUUGCUUACAUGCAGCCGAAAGCAAAUGCCCCUUCCUUCUUCAUGGCUGAUGAGCUCCGACAGGAGCUCAUUAACAGACACUUAAUAACGAUGGCUCAAAUUGAUCAAGCAGAUAUGCCAGUCCCUACAGAAGUUGACAGCUACCAUAGCCUAUUCCCUCUAGAACCACUGCCACCACCCAACCGGAUACAGAAAUCAAGUAAUUUUGGCUACAUCACGUCUUGCUACAAAGCUGUAAACAGCAAAGAUGAUCUGCCGUAUUGCCUUCGGAGGAUACACGGUUUUCGUCUUGUUAACACAAAGUGCAUGGUAUUGGUUGAUAUGUGGAAAAAAAUUCAGCACUCAAAUAUUGUAACCUUGCGGGAAGUAUUUACCACUAAAGCUUUCUCAGAGCCUUCUCUGGUGUUUGCGUAUGAUUUCCAUGCUGGAGGAGAGACCAUGAUGAGCAGGCACUUCAACGACCCGAAUGCCGAUGCCUAUUUCACAAAGAGAAAAUGGGGUCAGCAUGAUGGGCCCUUGCCCAGACAGCAUGCUGGGUUAUUGCCAGAAUCUCUUAUUUGGGCAUAUAUUGUCCAACUGAGUUCUGCAUUACGAACCAUUCAUACAGCGGGUUUGGCGUGUCGAGUUAUGGACCCAACAAAGAUUCUGAUAACCGGCAAAACGAGGUUGCGAGUAAAUUGUGUCGGAGUUUUUGAUGUUUUAACAUUUGAUAACAGUCAGAAUAAUAAUCCAUUGGCAUUAAUGGCUCAAUACCAGCAAGCAGAUCUGAUAUCAUUAGGAAAAGUUGUGUUGGCUUUGGCUUGCAACUCUUUGGCAGGAAUUCAGCGAGAAAAUUUACAGAAAGCCAUGGAACUGGUGACAAUCAACUACUCCUCUGACCUGAAGAAUCUGAUUUUAUACUUGUUGACUGACCAAAACAGGAUGCGAAGUGUAAAUGACAUCAUGCCCAUGAUUGGUGCUCGAUUUUAUACUCAAUUGGAUGCUGCUCAGAUGAGAAACGAUGUCAUAGAGGAAGACCUUGCGAAGGAGGUUCAGAAUGGAAGACUGUUUAGGCUUCUAGCAAAAUUGGGAACCAUCAAUGAGAGGCCGGAGUUUCAGAAGGAUCCCACCUGGUCAGAGACUGGAGACCGUUAUCUGUUGAAACUCUUUAGGGAUCAUCUUUUCCAUCAGGUGACAGAAGCGGGUGCUCCUUGGAUUGACCUCAGUCAUAUCAUUUCUUGUCUUAACAAGUUAGAUGCUGGUGUGCCAGAAAAAAUAAGCCUCAUUUCCAGAGAUGAGAAGAGUGUACUUGUUGUGACUUACAGUGACUUAAAGCGAUGCUUUGAAAAUACUUUUCAAGAACUGAUUGCAGCUGCAAAUGGUCAGUUGUAGUAUUUGCCGAAAAAACAAACACACACACACAGGCGGGAUAUGGCUGAGGAGCUUAGCCUAGAGCAAAUUGCACUACAGCUGAACUGUUCUCAUCGUCUCAUGUCACGUCUGGGAAACAGGCAGAAGAUGAGCAGAGCUGCUUGCACUUGGGUCAGGUGCGCUGUUACUUGAAAGGAAGAAUGUUUCGCUUGCCCUGGCGCUGUGGCUGCUGGUGGGGCCACGUCCGUGAAGACCUGCUUUUAGAUUAAGGAGCCCCAUGAGGGGAAUGAUGUUCCAGUUUUCAUUUUUUCCACUUGUAUAUGCACUAAUUUUAAUUUUUUUAAAGACUUUUUUCGGAUCUUUGAACUUUUGCCACAUUGUAUACUUAUUAAGGGAAACAUUUGCAAAGACAUUUUGGAGAACCAAUGCUGGGCAGCAUUUUUGUCACUCAGGGGGGCGGAAUGUGCUCUUCGGGGGAUGGGUUGCCCUGACCACCGUGAGGGACCAGGUCGAUGAUUUCCUGGGAGUACAGUCUAGUGCUUGAUUCUCCUCAGAGUACUGUAUGCCAGCUCUGUAUGCCACCCGCUGUUACUUCAAAUGCAGAUUUGUGUUUGGUGUUUCCGUUUUGUUUUUCAGAACACACAAAGAGAACGACCAGUGAGUUGUUGGAUAUGAAUCCC
Molecule: messenger RNA, 3906 nt
Organism: Phacochoerus africanus (Common warthog)
Lineage: Eukaryota; Metazoa; Chordata; Mammalia; Artiodactyla; Suidae
Gene: PAN3
Product: poly(A) specific ribonuclease subunit PAN3
Exons: 20
Coding region: 530-3247 (905 amino acids)
Biological process (GO): nuclear-transcribed mRNA poly(A) tail shortening; mRNA processing; protein phosphorylation
Cellular component (GO): P-body; PAN complex
Molecular function (GO): poly(A) binding; protein kinase activity; ATP binding
Source: RefSeq, a predicted model, not a curated record